CACACACACACACACACACACACACACACAGAACCUUGCAGUACCCUCGCGCUCUCCUCUUGAAUUCAGAAGCUAGAUUCGGACCAGUCAUCUGCUUUCGAGUGCUGAUUCAGAUGACAGGGUCCUUUAAGAUGGCCUCAGGGCUUUUUCUGAGCGCAAUGAUGCUUUUGAGCAUCGCACCGAUUAGUGUCUCUGCAGCAGAGGCUUUCGCGGCCAGAACUUGGACAGACUCACAUGCAACAUGGUAUGGAGGGAAGGAUGGUGCGGGCACCAUGGGAGGAGCAUGCGGCUACGGAAACAUGAACGCUAGAGGCUAUGGGAUGAAGACUGCUGCACUGAGCACAAAAUUGUUCAACGAUGGAUUCACCUGCGGAGCAUGUUUUGAAAUCAGGUGUAAGUCAAGUCAGUCGAAGUACUGCUACUCCAGUACAGCAUCUGUCAUCGUAACCGCCACCAACUACUGCCCUGCCAAUCCCAACAGACCCACCGAUGGUUGGUGCAAUGGUGACAGGACUCACUUCGACCUGACAUACCAGAUGUUUACAACCCUGGCCAUUUAUGAAGCUGGAAUCAUCCCUGUCCAGUACCGAAGGGUCCCAUGUGCCAAGAAAGGUGGGAUUCGUUUUACGAUAAACGGGAAUCCUAAUUUCAACCUUAUUCUUCUGAGCAACGUCGGAGGAUCUGGGAACGUGGUAUCCGUUCAAAUGAAGGGUGAGAACUCUUACUCCGGGUGGGUUCCCAUGAAGCAGAAUUGGGGCCAGAUGUGGGAGUGUGGCACAAAAGUGACCGGACAGAGUAUAUCCUUCAAGGUCACCGUGGGUUAUGGACAGACAUUUACUUUCUGGACUGUUGCUCCGAAAACAUGGCAAUUCGGUCAAACAUACGAGGCCAGCAGCAACGUCAAUGACUCGUGGGACAACAACGACGACGGGAGCAAUUCCAAGUUCAAUGGAAACAACGGAUACAAUGGAGGAAACCAAUGGUGGAGAGGCUGGAGAAAUUAGAAUCGACAUAAGUGGAGAGCUCUAACCAAAGGAAUGAGAACACCAAUCAUAGAGUCAAUCUGUGAGUGUGGUUUUGGAAUUAUGUUUUUGCUCACAAGCGAAGGUGUGCGAACUGCACGUGGCUGAACACUUUCUGAAUCCUUUUCUGAAUCCCUGAGUGCUGCCUACGCCGAUUGAAAUGUCAUCUUUGGCAUACUCGUGAUUACGAGGCAAUCCAUGGCACGAACAUCUUGGAGCGACCAGGUCUAGAAUAGUGGUCUACUUCAAAGCUCCUAUAGUGAAUGUCCAGCAGAUUGGUUGAACUUCAGAGGGGACACAACAACAGUGAAUUCAGCUGAUUCAACACGUUGACACUGAGCUUAUCAGAAGUUACUUCACAAACAUUUAUGAAAUUAGAUAUUAGGAGUUCAUUUGUAGACAGAUAUAUUAAAUUCCCCUCGAAAAGAGGCAGAAGGUGGAAACUUGAACCCACCAGCUUAAAUACAGUUCGGAUAUUCGUCCAGUUAUCACCAGAUGAAUGAUAGCAGCCAGGGUCCAUGGCAGGCCUACCAGACAGGCUAUAGAAUCUGAUGCUGGUAAGACAGAGGGAGGCACACUUUCUUCACAUGAAGGUGGUUACAGUAGAAGUCCCAGAAUUUGUGUUGGAGGUCUAGAGAGAUUGAUAAAGGUCAUGAGGAGUAUGUUGUAUGUAGAGGUGUCAUGAGCUGGAACUUCAACUGGACGAGACUUACAGCUUCUGGGUAUGUGAGCUGGUCCGGAACAGUCUGCGCAUGAUACAUGUCAUUUGCGCACGACUGUCAGGUGAAUUCGCGCCACCUUCAUCGCUGGAGCUGGCGGUAUCAUGCUUAGUUAGUGAAUGAAUACACAUGUACAAUGACUCCGGUGGCGAAGGACGUUUCUUGGCCUUUGCUGCCUGACCAUCCCAAAUCUAUCUCUGACUCAUUCAUGUCAUUGUGUUCUGAUCCUUGAGCACUUCCCCAAUCCGCAUUUGUUUUCAUGCAUGAUAGAGCAUUCUUGGCGGCUGUAUCCAGUUCAAUCAUUAUAAUCCCGAGCCUCCCUGUGUUCUCCGGUUUUUUAACUAGUUCUAUUUCGU
Molecule: messenger RNA, 2097 nt
Organism: Marchantia polymorpha subsp. ruderalis
Lineage: Eukaryota; Viridiplantae; Streptophyta; Marchantiopsida; Marchantiales; Marchantiaceae
Source: the annotation of a GenBank genome assembly